Messenger RNA from Benincasa hispida (wax gourd), 1901 nucleotides. Its product is annotated as serine/threonine-protein phosphatase PP1 isozyme 3-like. Lineage: Eukaryota; Viridiplantae; Streptophyta; Magnoliopsida; Cucurbitales; Cucurbitaceae. The record is from RefSeq and is a predicted model, not a curated record. Gene Ontology annotation, molecular function: protein serine/threonine phosphatase activity. Gene Ontology annotation, cellular component: nucleus; cytoplasm.
AAAAAAAAGUGUUUUCUUCAAAACAUAGAAACAAAACUGUUUCGUAGUUUUUGGUUGUGCAAUAUUUGCGCAGAUAUUCCCGGCGGCCGUAAGCGGCGGUGCAUGGUGAAAAGUGAAACGCGCCACGGUGGUGAUCAUGGAGGGUUGAAGAGUGUAUACGAAGUUUGUAUGGGUCCGGGAGGGCCAACUCACAUCCCCACUUUAGAAAUCUUCUUCCUUACCUUUCGUUCUUUAAUUCCCUUCCCCUUUUUCCCUUUCUGCAUCACAUUUUUCUUUUAGGGUUUUCUCCGAAUUCCACUCAAUCUUCUUCCAAUCGAAUAUAUUCUUCUUUUCCUCAAUCAUCUGCCACCAUUCUUUUCCAAUUCAUCAAGUGACAAAACACAAAAUGAAAUAUAAAUCAACAGUUGACGUUCCAUUUCGCUUCGUUUUCAAACUCUCUUUCUCUCCCAUUCCCAAUUCUUCUUCUCCGCUUUUUCUUUCUGCAAGUCAUGCUAGUUUUUCAAAUCAACAGGGCGCUGAAGAUCGGACAGGAACUCUAAGAUGGAAUCUGCUACCCUUAAUAGAAUAAUUAAGAGGUUGCUUGAAAUCGGGAGCAGAUCGGGGAAGCAGGUGCUGCUUUCUGAGGCUGAAAUUACCCAGCUAUGCAUGGCUUCCAGAGAAAUUUUCUUAAGCCAACCAAAUCUUUUGGAAAUUGAUGCACCAAUCUAUAUAUGCGGGGAUAUCCAUGGUCAGUAUUCUGAUCUUCUUAGGCUUCUCGAUUUUGGCGGAUUUCCUCCUCAUUCGAACUACUUGUUCUUGGGGGACUACGUAGAUCGAGGAAAGCAGAGCGUAGAAACAAUCUGCCUUCUCCUUGCAUAUAAAAUAAAAUAUCCUGAAAACUUCUUCCUUUUGAGGGGCAACCAUGAAUGUGCGUCUGUAAACCGUAUCUAUGGUUUUUAUGACGAAUGUAAACGUAGGUUCAACGUCAAACUGUGGAAAAUAUUCACGGACUGUUUCAACUGCUUACCUGUGGCUGCUCUAAUUGAUGAAAAGAUACUGUGUAUGCAUGGUGGGCUAUCUCCUCACCUUGACAGGUUAGAUCAGAUUAGGAAUUUAAAGCGCCCUGCUGAUGUUCCAGAGUCCGGUUUACUCUGUGAUCUUCUUUGGUCCGAUCCAAGUGUAAAUACACGCGGCUGGGGACCAAACGAACGGGGGGUUUCAUACACUUUUGGUGCGGAUCGAGUAAUGGAAUUUCUUCGAAAACAUGACCUUGAUUUGAUUUGUAGAGCUCACCAGGUCGUGGAGGACGGGUACGAGUUUUUCGCAAAUAGACAGCUUGUAACUUUAUUUUCUGCUCCAAACUACUGUGGAGAGUUUGACAAUGCUGCUGCAAUGAUGCAUGUGGAUUCAAAUUUAAUGUGCUCUUUCCAAAUACUAAAACCACCUGAAAAAAAGUCAAAAUUUGGGUUUGGCAGCGGACGAUAUGGCGGUCCGAAAAAAGUAAAGUCGUUUCUCGGUGCAAUCUGAUGAAACUUUUUGGCAUGUUCAAGUUUGUUUGGUUGGUUCAGAGGCUACCUCGGAUGAGUUUUGAUCUCCCGUGGCUUCUUAAUGAAAUGUGACAUCUGAUACAGGCUUUCUCCUUAGUGUAACAGUCGCUAUGUGGUUAGGAGUUUGAAAUGAUCUCAUGCUUUUUGCCAUUUUCUUGCUUAUGGGUUCACUUAAGCAUCUGUGGAGAACAAAAUAAUUGGAAAAAGACAUGAUAUUGUUGUCUUUUCAUGUUUAUGAUUUUUGAAGGCAAGUAUUGGAAGUGGGCAUUAAUGGGUCUAAUUGCCGAUCUUACGACAGUUCUUGGGUCGGCUUGGCCCAACAUGUUUAGCCCGAUGAUAUAAAACAUGACGGGAAUUGUGAAGCUUUGAUAAAAA